AUGAAGCUCCUCACCCUCAACUUCCUCACCUGCGCCCGCAAGGCCUGCAAACAAGAACCCGCCGCNUUUCCCCUACACCCCCGCGACGCCGAGCUCGAACGCGUGGAAAUGGAAUUGAACCCCGAGUUCUUGGUCAACGUAUUGCCGCGUCUAGAGUGGAAGGCAAUCAGAAGUUUGGGUGAAGAGGUGAAUUCCCCCUUCCCUCCAUACCCCAUAAACCCCCAAAGACAGGCACAAAGACAAGAUACAGAUGCUAAUGAGAGGUUUGCGAUACAGCUCGGUCUCCCCACACUACCCGAAACAGCGCCAGAAGAAAAAGACUUGAUGGAUGAGAGCACAAAGGAACCUACACAAACACUGCAAGAUCUACAUGCAUUGCUUGUGGAGACGAGUGUGAGUAAUGGAAAGUUGGUUUGUGGGCAUUGUGGUCAUGAGUAUGCUGUCAAGGAAGGCAUUGCGAAUUUCUUGCUGCCGAGUCAUUUGGUGUAA
Messenger RNA from Aureobasidium vineae, 489 nucleotides. The record is from the annotation of a GenBank genome assembly. Lineage: Eukaryota; Fungi; Ascomycota; Dothideomycetes; Dothideales; Saccotheciaceae.